Pisolithus orientalis is the source of this 702-nucleotide messenger RNA. RefSeq lists its product as uncharacterized. The record is from RefSeq and is a predicted model, not a curated record. Bases 1 to 702 code for a protein of 233 amino acids. The transcript has 10 exons. Lineage: Eukaryota; Fungi; Basidiomycota; Agaricomycetes; Boletales; Pisolithaceae.
AUGUCAAGCAGUAGCUUUAAUGCAGUGUUGACUCUCAGCCCAGCUCUGGUUGGGACAACACUAGCAUCAUGUCUCUUCAGUUGCUCCAUCAUACAGACAUUUGGAUACUAUAGGCAAUUCCCAUCAGACUCAACGAUCAUUAAGCCUUUACAGGUAGCUACCAUCAUGUUACUGACUCUUGUGCACAUUGUUUGUGUCAUCUACUGGACAUGGAUGGUGACUGUUGCUGCAUUUGGAAAACCCAACAAAGUCAUGAUAUUCACCUCUUCAAGGGGAGCCAAUCUGGUUAUCACAACUUUCAUAUGCUAUCUUGUGCAGCUCUUCUUUGCAUUCCAUCUUUACAGAUUCUCUGAGAGUUGGCUGCUGCCCACUAUAUGUUCCAUCCUAGGUGGGAUAAGUUUUGUUGGCACACUCAUCAACACAGCAAGAGCCCUCAGUAGACAAUCAUUGGGAGGGAACAUGAAUGCCCAGUACUGGCUAACAAUUUUGACCUUGUGUGCCAAGACAAAGAUAUCAAGGACUAUCAAUUUACUGGAUAGGUUGACAGUAUGGUCAAUAGCUAGAAACUGGGCUUGUGACAAGUUUUCUUUGCAACAGACCACCUAUGGUAGGGUGUCGACUUCAGCUGCAUUGAGUAUUCCUUUCAUGCCAUCCCUGAUUCAACACAAACUCUGUGACCUCUCACCCACCUACAGAGUGUAA